Messenger RNA from Rotaria sp. Silwood2, 1197 nucleotides. The record is from the annotation of a GenBank genome assembly. Lineage: Eukaryota; Metazoa; Rotifera; Eurotatoria; Philodinida; Philodinidae.
AUGUAUUCAUUUGAUCCAUACCGUGUGUACCCUAUUAAUAGAAAUGUAGGCUCAUAUACUUACUUGCGAAGACAAAAUAUCGAUAGUGAGACUACAAAAUCAACAUCAUCAAAAGUAUGUUAUAUUGCUAUCACGAUUCUUGGUGGAAUAGUUCUUAUUGGAUUAUUAAUAGCAGCAUUUGUUAUGCCAUUAAAAUAUGCUUUAGAUACAGAAUCAGCGACCACCACAACUAUUGCAACAACUACUGCCUAUUCGCUUCGAUGGAAUGUAACUGGUACAACUAUCGCUGGAAGCGCUGCAGGAUCUUCUGGUGUAACCGCAAGUCAAUUGAACAUGGCUUACAGUUUGGCGUUAGAUUCAUCAAAUGCGAUUUAUAUCACUGACUACAAGAAUAACAGAAUUCAAAAAUGGGUUUCAGAUGCUUUGAGUGGAACAACCGAAGCAGGUCAGGCCAAUGGUGUAUCAGGUUCAUCUUUGGCUGCUUUAUUCAUGCCGGCCAGUAUUGUACUUGAUUCAAACAAUAAUAUUUACUUUACAGAUAGCGGUAAUCAUCGAGUUAUGUAUUGGGCUGAUGGUGCAUUAUCUGGCUCGGUCAUUGCUGGAAUUACAGGUUCUGCUGGACAUGCAAACAAUCAGUUUUCUUUUCCUUCUGGACUUAUUCGUAAUGCAGCUUCGGGUACUUUGUACAUUGCCGACACAGGCAAUGAUCGUAUAAUGCAAUAUUUAUCUGGUGAAUCAACAGGAACUGUUGUUGCAGGAGGAAAUGGAAGAGGGACGAGCAAUACACAGUUGAAUGCACCUUACAGUUUCGUCUUUGAUUCAUUUACGAAUAGUUUUAUUAUAGUCAAUUAUGGUGCUCACAAUGUAGUUCGUUGGGUAUUAGGAGCUACCAGUUGGAUACUUCUUGCUGGUAGUGCGAGUGGAAUCAGUGGUAGCACAUCAACAUUACUUUGCAAUCCUUUGAGUGUUGUAUUAGAUCCUAUGAAUAAUAUGUACAUAUCUGAUACAGCUAAUCAUCGUAUUCAACUAUUUUUGUCCGGUGAUUCGAAUGGUACAACAAUCGUAGGUAUUACUGGUUCAUCUGGAAUAGGUUCUACUCGAUUGAAUAGACCUUACUGGGCAAUAUUGGAUAGUCAACUCAAUUUAUAUGUAGCAGACACAUUUAAUCAUCGAGUACAAAAAUUUGAACGAUACUAA